CACAUCAAAGUAAUGUAUGGAAGCUGUUGGAGGGGGAGAGAGAGGAAUUUUUGUUGAUUAGGUAAAAGCAAUAGAAGAAUUGCUUGGAUGAAAGGUUUGCUUCGGACCAUUACUUAGAGAAAUCGAAGCAAGAAUUUGGGUAGAAUCGAUAUGGAUAGCUUACUCUGUGAUGAAUUAAUUCAAGAAAUUUUUCAUAAGCUGCCGUCGCCGUCGUCGUCCGCCGUGUCUCUCGUCUCUAAGCGGUGGCUUCGCCUCUACCGGACUUCCAAAACUGCCAUUUCUCUCCGCCUCUGCAAUUUAUCUAUUUCAUCUCUCUCAUCUCUUCUCUCACACUAUCCUUUUCUCUCUUCCCUUUCAAUUCUCUCUGCCGCCGAAUCCUCCGCCUCGCCGGCUGCUACAGCAUCCGCCCAGAUUAUCUCCGAAAUUCGUCGUUUCUGUACGAAUCUCAAGGCUUUGAGAUUCCUUGCUGGCCCUGUUUCUCUAUCCUCCCUUGUUUCUCUCUCCUCUGCUUGCACUCACCUAUCUUCUCUAUCUAUUAACGUGUAUCGGCCGUUGAAUUUCCGGUGGGUUGUUAAUUUUCCGGGUUUGAAAUCGCUUUCAGUCUCUGUUAUAUCCGGUGAGGGUUUUGAAAUUGAAGUGGAUUCUGGCGAUUGGGAGUGGGAAUCGGCGGAGGUAGGGGCCGGAUUGGGGAUUCAGAGUCUUUGUUUGUCCGGUCUCCGUGCUGGCGAUUGGGGAGUCGGUUGGCUGUGGCGGAAUUGCAAGAAUCUCCGGCAGUUGCAGCUCCGCAGCUGUGAGACCGUCGGUGACGGCGUGUCGUUUUCGUCGUUCGUCGAGUGCUUGGCGGGGCUUUGUGCGGUGGAGCUGCGAACUUGCCGGAGUAUAGCCGAUGACGUUUUGAUGAAAUUGGCGGAGAAUUGCCGGAAUCUGACAUCCCUUCUAGUUUAUGACGGCGGCAGUCGGGAAGGUCUCCUUCAAUUCCUCAGUCGCCAACAAAGUAAUCUACAGAGCCUUGACCUGCGCUUGCCUCUCGACCUCGACAACGAGCAUCUCAUCGCCAUUGCUACGAACCUUCGAGGUCUCUCAUCUCUUCGAUUGCAGAGUUGUUGUCUUGUCACUGGUGAUGGUCUAAAAGCCAUAAGUACCGCCCUUAGCUCUCAUCUCGAGGAGUUGGCAUUGAUUAACUGCGACGUAGUUGAGAGAGAGUCGGGGUUGUUGGCCACCAUGGGACAGAACUUGAAACGAUUAAAGAUUCUUGACUUAUCUUACAAUGAGAUGUUGAUGGACAAAGACUUCAUCUCUAUGGCCAUCUCUUGCAACUCCAUUCAAGAGCUCAACCUUAGGGGAUGCAAAUGGCUGACUGGAGCUGCCAUUUUUGCAUUGUGGAAGAACUGCAAGGAAUUGGAGACCAUUGACAUUGUUCAAUGUCCUAAGAUUCAUGCCAAUGCAGUGGAACUUUACGCCAUGAAUUUGCCUAGAUUGAGACAGCUCAAGGUUGAAGAUGACAAGAUUUCUAAUAUUUUGAGGAAUUUGGCAUCGCGCCGAUUUGUCAAGAUUGUUGUUUGAUGUUAAGAGGAUAAUAAAUGGUGCCUCCAACAAAAUGGAGCAUAUGAUAGAUAAGAAAAACAAAUCAUAAGUUGUACUAAAUAUUGUAUUUUAAUUCGAGGUGGAGAUCAUGAUCGUACUUGAUCUUUUAUCUUCAAUGUUGGUUGGUUAAUGAUUUAUGUUAAAUGUUGGAUUAUAAAUAAUUUAUAUGACCAUUAAUGUGGUUGGAAUAAACACCAAUAAUUGUGCUGUAGAUCAUAA
Molecule: messenger RNA, 1803 nt
Organism: Cucumis sativus (cucumber)
Lineage: Eukaryota; Viridiplantae; Streptophyta; Magnoliopsida; Cucurbitales; Cucurbitaceae
Product: F-box/LRR-repeat protein 4
Exons: 3
Coding region: 151-1563 (470 amino acids)
Biological process (GO): SCF-dependent proteasomal ubiquitin-dependent protein catabolic process
Cellular component (GO): SCF ubiquitin ligase complex
Molecular function (GO): protein binding
Source: RefSeq, a predicted model, not a curated record